UGCCACCCCGAUCCCCAUCUCACAAACAGCACCGUACCCUGCGCCUGCGGUCACAUGGUGGUCGCUGCACGUGGGCCCAACUAAUCCAACCUGGACCCCAGUCAUCCCAUGUCUUGUUCCACUUUACUCACGCACUCUCGCACCUCGUUGCACACGUGGCCAAACCGCUUUUGACUUUUACCCUUGACUUUACGCCACUAAUCAUCGUCGAUAAAAUGCACCCACACCUCCCCUCUCCUGACCACCACCACCACGGCCGCCGGUGAUCGCCGGAGCAAUCCCCAUCCAUGGCGGCCAUCCGCCGAUUCCGCCCUGCCCUCCUCCUCGCGGCGAUCCUCCUGCUCGCCGCCGGCGCUGUCGAGGGGAAGAAGGGCGGGAAGGUGGACGUGGCGCUCUACUACGAGUCGCUGUGCCCCUACUCGGCGAUGUUCGUGGUGGGCAGCCUCGCCAAGGUCUUCAGGGAUGGCCUCCUCGACGCCGUCGACCUCUCCCUCGUCCCCUACGGCAACGCCCGUGUCAAGGACGGCAAAAUCUCCUGCCAGCAUGGAAGCGAGGAGUGCUUCCUGAACACCGUGGAGGCUUGCGCCAUCGAUGCAUGGCCGGAUUUGAGAGUGCAUUUCCGUUUCAUCUACUGCGUGGAGGACCUGGUGGUGAACCACAAGCAACGGGAGUGGGAAUCCUGCUUCGGGAAGCUCAACCUCGAUCCCAAGCCUGUCACCGACUGCUACAAGGGCGAACGCGGCCACCAGCUCUCGCUCAAGUAUGGAAGACAGACUGACGCUUUGCAGCCUCCCCACAAGUACGUUCCCUGGGUGGUCGUCGACGGUCAGCCGCUCUACGAGGAUUACGAGAACUUCGAGGCUUACAUCUGCAAGGCCUACAAGGGCCAUCCUCCCAAGGUGUGCGAGGGGCUGGCCCGUCCUCCGACUCCGACUGUGCUUGAGGUAGCGGAGGCAGUCAAUAGAGUCAGCUAUUACGACUCCGGUGAUAUCAGGCUUAAGCCUGAUGAAGAUGGCCACGCCAAGAUCAAGAAGGUGGUUCCAGAUGAUGAUGAUUGAAUGAUGGGGGGAAGAUAUCAACAUAGGCAGUCCCAUGUUUCUGUCUAGGCUAUAGGACAUAGUUCAUCCAGUAAUAAUGAAGUGCCGUUCAAAAAAAAAUGGUAAUAACAAAGAGAUUAAGUUUAUAUAUUGUGCAUUUGUGCUGAUUAAUUUGUCCCGCUCACCAUUCCAUGCCUCAGCACUAGCACUAGAAAUGCUUUAGCAUACCUGAGGAAAAAUGCACCGCAAGUUCUAUAAAACUCUUCAGUUUGUGAAUAAAGUUCAAUUUUAUUUGUUUGGCA
This is a messenger RNA of Oryza sativa Japonica Group (Japanese rice), 1339 nucleotides long. RefSeq names its product gamma-interferon-responsive lysosomal thiol protein. Lineage: Eukaryota; Viridiplantae; Streptophyta; Magnoliopsida; Poales; Poaceae. The record is from RefSeq and is a predicted model, not a curated record. Gene Ontology annotation, molecular function: oxidoreductase activity, acting on a sulfur group of donors, disulfide as acceptor.